AUGAUUGCUGGUAUUUUACUUGUAGAUGGAUUAUAAGGAACUGUAAGUGGAGCAUUAACUGGAAUGAUAAAGUAGAUUUAGUUUAGGUAUGAGAUUAUAAAUAUUUUAGUAUUAAAAUAUAUUUGCAUAUAUAGUUUGUUGUGUUCCUAUUGACUUCUUUUCACGAGUAUGAUUGGGGAUUUGGAAAUGAUACUAAAAGAAUUUGGUAAGGAUUGGGUCUAUCAAACUUAAUAUUGACAUCACUUUUUAUAUUGAGUCUAAUUUUACAGAUUGCACAUUAUCAUGUUCCUUGA
Molecule: messenger RNA, 293 nt
Organism: Paramecium pentaurelia
Lineage: Eukaryota; Ciliophora; Oligohymenophorea; Peniculida; Parameciidae
Source: the annotation of a GenBank genome assembly